AUGAUGGUGCAAGGCGAGAAUGCUUCGACGAACCGAUCUACAACGCCGGCGGUGUCAAGCAUUGCCCACGUCAUGUUUGGCAACAUGACUGCUCACACGAUGGCGACCGUGAGCCGCGUGAUCCCCCAGCGGGAACUCUUUCCCUUCUCAAACGACUACACACUACUCCAGCUGACGGCAUCUCUCACCACGAUUCAACCCGUCGCGCUGGUGGGGGACGCUGGCUGCCCUGCACUCCCACCUUCAGGACGAGCUUCGACGCUGAACGUGUCGUGCGUACAAUUCGCCGUACCGGACUAUGUGUCGGCGCCCGUUGCCCAAACGUCUUGUCCAUUGAACAUAUCGACGGCGCAGACGGCUACCCACGGAUGUGACACGUCCGUCCGAGGGAGCGACGGCGCCCCACUCGUCGUUGCUGGCUCGUCAUGCCUCGUUGCUCUGCAUUUGCCAGGGCCAAGGGAAGCCCUCGAAUUGCACGCGAACUCGACCACUGACUUCGUUGUGACGACGUGGACACCCGAAAACGCCAACAUCGCGCUCGUCGUGGCAAACGACCUCCGAAAGCACAUCCAACAGCUCGUCGCGCCGGCUUCUGCGAUCGUUGAAAGCACUGCUGUCCAAGACGAUUCUCAUUCGCUCGUCGUCGUGUACACUUGCAUUGGUGUGAUGGGGAUUGUGUUCGUCGUGCUGGGAUUGCUCAUGCUUCGGCCGCGCUACGUCAACGUCCACUGCCUGCCAACACCUUCCACCAACCACUCGAGUCACAGCCAGCACCGCGAGCAUUUGGAACUAAGGGCUGCCAAUGAUAAAUAG
Aphanomyces invadans is the source of this 813-nucleotide messenger RNA. RefSeq lists its product as hypothetical. Bases 1 to 813 code for a protein of 270 amino acids. The record is from RefSeq and is a predicted model, not a curated record. The transcript has 2 exons. Lineage: Eukaryota; Oomycota; Saprolegniomycetes; Saprolegniales; Verrucalvaceae.